AUGACGCCCAAAACAGACAUCUUCAUAGAAAAAAUCACACAGGGAAGAACAUCUCCAAAACGCCGCGAAAAAAGGUACAUGAUUGUGGAAAAAAUUACACCCACUAGGAAACAUCUUCACAAUGCGGCGGCAGCAAGAAGCAACCAUAUAAAGGAAAUGACACAAAACAGUAUGUUCAGGCCGCCGCCGGGAAAUAGCAUGAUAAGCAGCGUCGCGGAAAGGAAAUAUCUUCAUAAAAAAAAGAACCUCGCGGAAGAAUAUCUUCCCGGUAACAUGAUAGGAGGAGGAGGCAUCUUUAUAAAAGAGCCAAAGCAAAAAAUAUCAGAGAUAUAG
Messenger RNA from Plasmodium inui San Antonio 1, 333 nucleotides. RefSeq lists its product as hypothetical. NCBI's taxonomy places the organism in Eukaryota, Apicomplexa, Aconoidasida, Haemosporida, Plasmodiidae. The transcript has a single exon. The record is from RefSeq and is a predicted model, not a curated record. Bases 1 to 333 code for a protein of 110 amino acids.